Messenger RNA from Perognathus longimembris pacificus (Pacific pocket mouse), 1454 nucleotides. It is a transcript of the gene Cracr2b, whose product is annotated as calcium release activated channel regulator 2B. Gene Ontology annotation, molecular function: calcium ion binding. The record is from RefSeq and is a predicted model, not a curated record. Lineage: Eukaryota; Metazoa; Chordata; Mammalia; Rodentia; Heteromyidae.
CUCUAACCCUCCCUUGCUUCACAGCACCCACUGUGUGAAGACCCUGCCCCCAUGGCCAGCCAUGGGAAGCCCCGGGCUGGGGAGGCCCAGCAGGAGGAAGGGGCCUCCGCAGGACAGCCAGCUGAGGUGCUGCAGCAGGCCCAGGAGCUCUUCUUGCUGUGUGACAAGGAGGCCAAGGGCUUCAUCACUCGGCACGACCUGCGGGGCCUGCAGAGCGACCUGCCCCUCACCCCCGAGCAGCUGGAGGCUGUGUUUGAAAGCCUGGACCAGGCUCACACGGGCUUCCUCACUGCCCGGGAGUUCUGCCUCGGCCUGGGGAAGUUUGUAGGGGUGGAGUCGGCCCCGGCCACGCACCACUCCCCGACUCCCGAGGAAACGUUCGAGUCCAGCUGGUUGGAUGUGCGGGGCACCGGGGUCUCUCUGGAGGAGGAAGAGGAGGAUGCUGAGCGAUUCUGCCCUGCGCUGGAGCAGCUGGGGGUGGCCCGGGCCCUGGGCGAGCAGCGGGCGGUGAGGGCGCUCUGGGCCCGGCUGCAGCGCGAGCGGCCCGAGCUGCUGGGCUCCCUGGAGGACGUUCUGGUGCGCGCCUCGGCCUGCCUGGAAGAGGCGGCCCGGGAGCGGGACGGCCUGGAGCAGGCGCUGCGGCGGCGGGAGAGCGAGCACGCGAGGGAAGUGCGCGGCCUCUACGAGGAGCUGGAGCAGCAGCUGCGGGAGCCGCGCGUCCGGCCGAGCCAGAGCCUCCCCCGGGAGGAGCUGCGGGGUCGCCUGGAACUGGAGCUGCAGAGCCGCGAGCAGGAGCUGGAGCGCGCGGGCCGGCGGCAGCGGGAGUUGGAGCAGGAGCUGCAGGCCCGGGCCGCGGAGUAUCAGGAGGCGCAGGCCCAGCACGCCCAGUUGCUGCGGGCCUACCAGGCGCUGCGGGCGCAGCUGGAGGGGGCGCAGGAGCGGCUCCGCAGGCUGGAGGGCGACGCGCGGGGCCACCAGGAGCAAACCCAAAGAGACGUGGUUGCGGUCUCCCGGAACAUGCAGAAAGAGAAACUGAGCCUCCUAAGGCAACUGGAGCUGCUCAGGGAGCUGAACACGAGGCUUCGGGACGAGAGAGAUGUUUGUGAGGCCAGGCUGUUGGGGAGCAGCCACAGGAAGGUCCUGGCCCCGGCCCGAGCACCUGGGUCCACCUGCUGCUGCUGCUGCUGCUGCUGCUGCCGCGGCUGGCCCGGGCCCCCCAGACGAGGCUCUGGCCCCCUUCCCAGUGCCUGAUGAUCAUGAGAAGUGACUCACUGUCUAUUAUUAUCUGGAGGAGCAGCUUCUUGAAGGCACCGUUUCUGGGGUGGGGGUUCAUGCAUUCAUGUGGGCUCUACCCAGCUUCCUGCCUGAAGGAAGACAGCGUCUCUUGUCUCCCUUCUUUGUUCAGCAACAGCAGCAAAGCCUUCUGUUCAAUAAAGUCCACCGAAUGCCCUGUC